Messenger RNA from Rhinolophus ferrumequinum (greater horseshoe bat), 1984 nucleotides. RefSeq names its product RNA pseudouridine synthase domain containing 1 (gene RPUSD1). NCBI's taxonomy places the organism in Eukaryota, Metazoa, Chordata, Mammalia, Chiroptera, Rhinolophidae. Gene Ontology annotation, biological process: pseudouridine synthesis. The record is from RefSeq and is a predicted model, not a curated record. The transcript has 6 exons. The coding region runs from base 334 to 1272 and encodes 312 amino acids. Gene Ontology annotation, molecular function: pseudouridine synthase activity; RNA binding.
GGGGCCGAGUCAAUACUCUGAAGUCGGGGAAGCGGGUCCCGGGCGUUCGCCAUUGGCCCGCACUGUCGCCCCUCUGGCGGCGUGGGCGGGGCGUGGGCGGGGCCGUGUGUGCCGCCCGGGUCCCAAGAGGUGCGGCUCGGUGGCCUUCGGGGUCCUGGGUCGCGAGGCGUGGCGACGCGGGGGCUGGAUCCACGGCCAGUCAGCGGUAUUGGGGGCCUGGACGGCGCGGCCCGGCUGCAGAUCGGUUCCGGAGUGGGCGGGAGCGCGGGAGGGGCUCGCAGCCGAGGUCUGCCCGGAACUCCGUGAUCACACGCCGGAGGCCCUUCCCCCACCAUGGAGCCAGGCAGCAUGGAGAACCUGUCCAUCGUGUACCGGAGCCGUGACUUCCUGGUGGUGAAUAAGCACUGGGACGUGCGCAUCGACAGCAAGACGUGGAGGGAGACACUGACCCUCCAAAAGCAGCUUCGGCACCGCUUCCCUGAGCUAGCCGACCCAGACACCUACUACGGGUUCAGGUUCUGCCACCAGCUGGACUUCUCCACCAGUGGGGCACUUUGUGUGGCCCUGAACAGGGCAGCUGCGGGCAGUGCUUACAAGUGCUUUAAGGAGCGGCGUGUCACCAAGGCUUACCUGGCUCUGGUUCGGGGACACAUCCAGGAGAGCCGGAUGACCGUCAGCUAUGCCAUCGGCAGGAACAGCACAGAGGGUCGAGCCCACACCAUGUGCAUUGAAGGCACCCAGGGCUGUGAGAACCCGAAACCAAGCUUCACGGAGCUGGUGGUUUUGGAACAUGGGCUGUAUGCAAGUGACCCCGUCUCCAAAGUGCUGCUGCAGCCCCUCACAGGCCGCACGCACCAGCUUCGUGUACACUGCAGUGCCCUCGGUCACCCCAUUGUGGGGGAUCUGACAUACGGGCAGGCCUCAGGCCGGGAGGACCAGCCAUUCCGCAUGAUGCUGCAUGCUUUCUACCUGCGGAUCCCCACGCAGGCUGAGUGUGUGGAGGCCCGCACGCCAGACCCCUUCGUGCCCACCCUUGACGCCUGCUGGAGCCCCCAUACCCUGGUGCAGCCACUGGACCAGCUUGUCCAGGUCCUGAGGACUGCCCCUGACCCUGAGCCUACAGAAGGGGGCCCUGGGCCCUGCAGCCCCUCCGUGCCCCUGCCUGGGCCAGGCCGGCGCCCACCACCCCCUGCCAAGCCCCCUGAGACAGAAGCGCAGCGGGCCUCUUGCCUUCAGUGGCUGUCAGAGUGGACACUGGAGCCAGACAACUGAGAGUGUGGGGCUGGGGUGGGGGUGUAGGCGGAGACCCCCAGGCAGAGGGGGGCUAAGCCCAUCCCAAAGCUGGGGUGUCCCAGUGGACGAGAACUGAGUCCCCACCCUGGCCACAGGGGCCAGGUCUGAGGAGGGGCCAAUUGGCAGCCAUGAUUCUGGAGGAUGAAGGGACUGUGGGACCAGCCCCCCAGGGGAAAUCAAGGCCUGCCUGUCCUCCAGAAAUGCCUUUCUGACUCUGAAGCUUCACCCCCAGGGCCCAUGUUGGAGACUUGCCUCGAGUUGCCCUGAAAGGCCCCGGGCCACCCCUUGCCUGGGUGGGCUCCUCCUGGGCCCCCAGUCCACCCCGCAGAGCACCCUGCUUCUCACUCUGUUCAGACCUGUGCCGUCACCCCAGCCUGGCUAAGCCCUCUUCACCUGCAGACCCUGACUCGCCUCUGCCUGGCUGACCCUGCCUGUGCCUUGGCUUCUACGGGAUUCUGCCCCUGGGUCUCCCUCUCAGCCCAUAUCCUGAUCCUCACACGUGGGGUGGGUCUGGGCCGUCCCCUCAGGCCUGGCAUAAGUGCUGCUCUGCAGGACCCUCCCACUCAGCCAGGAGGCGUCAAACCUCAGCCUGGGAGCUGGCAGCCCAGGCCCCGCCCUGUCCAUCUCCCAGGACACCCACAUAUUCCAGCCGCAGCUGGGCUCCAGGACUUGGAAUAAAGGCUCAGUGACU